Dermatophagoides pteronyssinus (European house dust mite) is the source of this 1032-nucleotide messenger RNA. It is a transcript of the gene Wbp2, whose product is annotated as WW domain binding protein 2. Gene Ontology annotation, molecular function: transcription coactivator activity; chromatin DNA binding. Gene Ontology annotation, biological process: positive regulation of DNA-templated transcription. Lineage: Eukaryota; Metazoa; Arthropoda; Arachnida; Sarcoptiformes; Pyroglyphidae. Gene Ontology annotation, cellular component: nucleus. The record is from RefSeq and is a predicted model, not a curated record.
UAUUUUUGCAUUGUUAUUGCGUUUUAAUAGUUUCAACUGAAACGAUCAGUAUUGUCAUUCGAUUUUAAAGUAUCGUAUAGUGAACAAUAAAAAUUAUAAACAAAAAUCAUGUCUAUGUUUAAUAAUGCCCACCAUGAAUCAGGUGGUGUCGUCCUAUUCAAUGGUGAAUUGAUAUUGUUAUUCUGUGAAAAUGUUAACAUUCAUGUUAUUGAACGAAAUCACAAUGAAACUGGCAAACUUUACCUGACCACACACAGAAUGAUAUUCACUAAUCGUUCAAUGUCAAGUGGUUUGAAAUCAUUAUCGAUUCCUUUUUAUACAUUGCAUGACCUUACAUUGGAACAACCAAUUUUUGGUGCGAAUUACAUUAAGGGUAAAUCAACUGAGGCUGGAAACAAUUCUAAAUUCACAUUUAAAUUGAAAUUCACAAGUGGUGGUGCAACUGAAUAUGGACAAGCUUUGUUAAAUGCUGCUAAAUCUGUUAGGAAUUAUCAGCAAUCCACUGCUUUUCAACCUCCACCAGCUUAUUCAAAUCCGGCCGGACAAUAUUAUCAGGCGCCACCAAAUGUUUAUCAGCCUGCCUAUAAUUGUGGCUUUGCAUUACCGAAUGAUAUAUUUAAUCAACCGCCACCAGCUGGAUUUAUUUACACAUCGGAAGCACCACCACCGUAUCCAGGAUUGAAUACACAUGAAAUGCAAAAAUCAGCAUAUCCAACACAGCCACCACCACAACAAUCUGCCGGUGGACAGCCACCACAAAUGGGAUUCGGUGGAUUUCAACAGCCUGGAUUUCAUCCACAAAAUCCACCACCAGCUUAUCCAGGAUCCCAGAAUGGAUAUCCAUCAAGCGGUCAAAACAGUCAACAACCAACCAAUUCAAUGUAUCCUAAUCUCAACAAUUUGGCACCAUCUGCACCACCACUCUAAAAAAAUUUAUUUGAAAAUCCCACAAAAUACUUUAUCUUUUAUUCAUUUACAGAAAAAUACUUUUGUUGUUUAAUUAAAUAUUCGCGAUUCUUAUUUAAACUAAUA